UUGUUGGUUUGGCGCAUCAGCAUUAGUUCUCCACCCUCCAUGCAAAGAUGCACCUGGCAGCAGAUGUGGACAAGGUCUUUGAUGUCAUCUUGAAGGCAGUCCAGAAGGGCCAUGAGGUGUUGGCCAAUUCAGCUCAAGAAGGAGGGGACCGCUUGAGCCAGUACGAAGCCAAGCUUGCGGAGCAGAAGGCCCUGAUUGAGCAGCUCUCGGCAGAGGCCUCGCGGCGCCAACACCAGCAUGAGGAGCAGGUGCAGCAACUGCAAAUCCUGGCAGAUGAAAAGAGGGAUCUGGCGGACACCGUGAAACGUCUCAACGAAGAGGUGGCAGGUUUGAGGCAGCAAGUCUCCGCGCUUCAAGAGCAUCUCGACAGAUCGCAGAAUGCCCUCCUGGACCAAGCGGCUACAAAGGUGACCCAGGAGGCUCCUGCGGCACCUCAGGAACCGCAGUCCUCCUCGCGCAGCUCCUCCCCAACCUCGGUAACGGAGCCCGGGGCCGCGGGUGCGCCUGCCGAGGAGCCUCCUGAGCCCAGCGAGGCUCCGGCCGUGGAAAAGGAGGCGCCGCCGGUUCCGACAAGGAGCUCCCGCAGCCAAAGCCGCCCGCUGGUUCGCAGGGAACGUCUGCGUAGCAUGUCCCCAGGCGAACUGCAUCAAAGGUCCAGAAAGGUCAUAAAGCGUGCAGACUCUCGGCAGCCGUUGGCGCGGCAUCAAGAGGAAAGGCGGCGAGAGCGAUCUGCCAGGUCGGAGGAGCGCGACAGGCUAGUCCGGGAAGAACGGCAAAGAUCCCGGCAUCAGGCUGCUCGAGGACAACCUCGCAGCCCGCGCAUCAAUCGCACCAAGGCGUGUAUUCCCUGGUGUGCCAAGAUUUGUGCCAAGGGAGAUCACUGCCCUCUUUGGCACCCAGUGCCUGAAGAAGCGGCGCAAAUCUUGGAGCGUGUGCAGCGGACGCCCUGUCGUGAUGGCAAGGAUUGCCAACGCACCCGCUGCCAUUUCCUGCACCCAGGCCAGCAAGGUGAUCGCCAGCGGAAGUCGGCCAAAGACCGCAGAUGACGCAGCGAGGGUGCUAGGGCACAGCGGUGAUCUGAGCAA
Messenger RNA from Effrenium voratum, 1085 nucleotides. NCBI's taxonomy places the organism in Eukaryota, Dinophyceae, Suessiales, Symbiodiniaceae. The record is from the annotation of a GenBank genome assembly.